Molecule: messenger RNA, 2183 nt
Organism: Manis pentadactyla (Chinese pangolin)
Lineage: Eukaryota; Metazoa; Chordata; Mammalia; Pholidota; Manidae
Gene: FRS3
Product: fibroblast growth factor receptor substrate 3
Exons: 7
Coding region: 300-1784 (494 amino acids)
Biological process (GO): cell surface receptor protein tyrosine kinase signaling pathway
Cellular component (GO): cytoplasm
Source: RefSeq, a predicted model, not a curated record
GCGUCUCGUUGGUGCUGCUGGUGACCUCCGACCCCGCGGUGGCGGGGCGGGGCAGGGCGGUAUUAUCUCCUGGUGGGCGGCGGCUGUUGCAGCGGGACCCGGGAGCGGGGCCCGGCGCUGCCUGGGCCGCGGGGCGAUGUGAGCCCCAGAUGUGUCCCAGAGGAUCCAGGUGACUGCAGACUGCUUGCCAUGAUGCCCCACCAAGAACGGGGGAAAUAAAGUGGGGGUCCUUCCCCAUGCCCCUCCCAUGGUCAGCUCCCCAAUGGCCUGGGUGAGGGCGGGCUGGCUGCUCUGACACCAUGGGGAGCUGCUGCAGCUGCCUGAACAAAGAUAGCGUCCCAGACAACCACCCUACCAAGUUCAAGGUGACAAAUGUGGAUGAUGAGGGGGUGGAACUGGGCUCUGGAGUGAUGGAGCUGACUCAGAGCGAGCUGGUGCUGCACCUGCAUCGGCGCCAGGCUGUCCGCUGGCCUUACCUCUGCCUGCGGCGCUAUGGCUACGACUCCAACCUCUUCUCCUUUGAGAGUGGCCGCCGGUGUCAGACGGGCCAGGGAAUAUUUGCAUUCAAGUGCUCCCGGGCCGAGGAAAUCUUCAACCUGCUUCAGGAUCUGAUGCAGUGCAACAGCAUCAACGUGAUGGAAGAGCCAGUCAUCAUCACCCGCAACAGCCACCCAGCUGAGCUCGACCUCCCACGGGCCCCCCAGCCUCCCAGUGCUCUAGGCUACAAUGUCUCCAGCUUUUCCAAUGGCUUUCCUGUCUGCCCGGGAGAGGCCCCGCGAUUCUCAGCACCCCGGCGGCCCUCGACAAGUAGCCUGCAACACCCCUCGCUUGGGGAAGAGUCCACCCAUGCCCUCAUUGCCCCUGAUGAGCAGUCCCACACCUAUGUCAACACGCCAGCCGGUGAGGAGGACCACCGCAGGAGCCGGCACUGCCUGCAGCCACUGCCCGAGGGCCGGGCGCCCUUCCCCCAGCAGGCCUGGGGCCCCGACCAACAGGACCCGCAGGUGUUCCUGCAGCCGGGCCAAGUGAAGUUCGUGCUGGGCCCCACCCCUGCUCGGCGGCACCUGAUGAAGUGCCAGGGCCUGUGCCCCGGUCUGCAUGACCCACCCCCCCACAACAACAACGAGGGCACUUCCGAGUGCCCGGCGCAGCCCAAGUGCACCUAUGAGAGCACCAGCGGGGGGCUGCGGCCCGGGCCCAGCUGGAGACUGAGCCCAGAGGAGCCGGGCUGGAAUGGCCUUGCCCACCGCAGGGCGGCCCUGCUGCACUAUGAGAACCUGCCCUCCCUGCCCCCCGUGUGGGAGGGCCAUACCCAGCAGCUGGGGGAGGAGGCGGGGGAUGACGGAGACUCAAGGGAUGGGCUCACACCCUCCUCCAAUGGCUUCCCUGAUGGUGAGGAGGAUGAGACCCCACUGCAGAAGCCCACCAGCACCCGGGCUGCCCUCCGCAGCCGCGACAGCUUCCCUGUGCCGCUGACCUGCCGCCGAGGCUCCCCAAGGGUCUUUAAUUUUGAUUUCCGCAGACCAGGCCCCGAUCCCCCAAGGCAGCUCAACUACAUCCAGGUGGAGUUGAAGGGCUGGGGUGGAGACCGCCCUACGGGGCUCCAGAACCCCUCAGUCUCCCGAGCCCCCGUGCCCCCCACCCACCCUGCCCGCAGCUCAGAUUCCUAUGCCAUCAUUGACCUCAAAAAGACCGUGGCCAUGUCCAACCUGCAGAGGGCUCUGCCCCGAGACGAUGGCACUGCCAGGAAAACCCGGCACAACAGCACUGACCUGCCUCUGUAGGGCCCUCCUCCCGCCCCGCCUCCCGCUUGUGUCCUCUGAACCUGCCACCCCGGGGUUCAGGGUUGCUUUGCAGAAGGGAAUUGAGGUGGGACCAGAUGCUUCCCUGCCCUGGCCAGAGUCCCCAGGGAGACCAGCUGCUGAGUCUCCCGGUCUCAACUGGGGAGAGGAGAGGGUGCCCCCAUGAGGAGGAGGGAGCCUCGAUGUAAACUGUGAAGGGUUCCUGUGAUUGCAUUUAGCACCUGCCCAGAUGUCCAUUUGUCUGUCGUCUGUGUGUAUCUUUUGGUUGAAAUUUUGAAACAUUUUGUACCUGUUGAUUUUAUUUAUCAAUUUAUUUUUCUAUUUAUUGUUUUAAAUGUAAUUUGACAUAUUUAUUAUUAAUAUAAUUAUUUUUAAAUUCUG